AUGUAAGAGCUGCUUGAUAGCAGUUUCAUAUUUAUUGGAUAAAAAUUUAGCUAGGAGUACACGCAUAUUUUAUCCACCAACUUGGCAAUAUAUAAUGGGGGCCUAGCUAGAGAGAGUUACUACUCAUCUUUGGUCAUAAUAUCCUCUCUCCUACUGGUCUUGAAAGAGAAUUGAAGGCAAUGGAGGAGAGAAGAGCUAGGUUUCUUAUGGUGGUUUUUGUGGUGUUGGGCAUGGCUGUAGGGCAGUGUACUGCUGCUUCUUUCAGUGACUGCUACAAGGGUUGCUUCCUUCUAUGUGUAAUUACUCCUGGUAAUUCUCUCUGUUCAUGUGGUAGUAAGUGCUUGAAAGAUUGCAUCUUUCCAUCUUCCAUCACAUCUUUAAGUGGCAAAGAACAAACCCAUUACUUCUGCAAGUUUGGCUGUGCUUCCUCUUUGUGUACCAAUCUCAGCACCAAACAAGACCCUGGGGAAAAGAAAGUGGCAAGCUGUGUGGAUUCUUGCUCAAGCAGAUGCUCCAAGAACUUCUCACCAUGAAGAUCUUGGGGGUUUGAAGAUUUGUGUGUGGUUUACUAUGAAUGAGUAUCAUCAUAGAAAAAUAAAUAAAACCCACUAUAGAUCUUGGAUUAAUUUGUGUUUGAUCUCUCAAUCACGUUGCCAAGUUUCAUGAAAAAUGAAGGAUUAUAUAUAUCUAUGCAUGGCAAAUACAACGUAUUGUAGCAGAUUCAGUAGCUGUGUUCUUGGUGCCCUCUUAUAUUAUAACCAUAACCUUUUUUUAUUUAUUUUA
Molecule: messenger RNA, 783 nt
Organism: Hevea brasiliensis (rubber tree)
Lineage: Eukaryota; Viridiplantae; Streptophyta; Magnoliopsida; Malpighiales; Euphorbiaceae
Product: thionin-like protein 2
Exons: 2
Coding region: 180-533 (117 amino acids)
Source: RefSeq, a predicted model, not a curated record